Messenger RNA from Coccinella septempunctata (seven-spotted ladybird), 2171 nucleotides. Its product is annotated as probable G-protein coupled receptor Mth-like 1. The transcript has 7 exons. The record is from RefSeq and is a predicted model, not a curated record. Gene Ontology annotation, cellular component: membrane. Gene Ontology annotation, molecular function: G protein-coupled receptor activity. NCBI's taxonomy places the organism in Eukaryota, Metazoa, Arthropoda, Insecta, Coleoptera, Coccinellidae. Gene Ontology annotation, biological process: cell surface receptor signaling pathway; G protein-coupled receptor signaling pathway. Bases 196 to 1896 code for a protein of 566 amino acids.
CUUCGUAUUAAACUGGUCCCAAGCUCUCUCAGCGCAUAACUUCGACUUCGACAAUGCAGAAACCUGAAGAACGGUUGCUGUUCAACAUUUAACUAUUUAGCAGUUGUCCACCGAGAUUCAGAAUUCUUGUGGUACUUGUGCGCGCUCAAAUGUCAGUGCUCAAACCCGGUGCAGUUCGUGUCGACAAUUCCUGAUAUGGGGAAAAUGGAUUUUUCCGAAAGUUGCGCCUUGUUUUUUUUACUAUUGACAAUAACAGUGACCGGCAUCCAAACCGCGAAAAAUGUGACGAUUCAAAAAUGUUGCGCCCUCAAAGAAACCCUAGACAAGAAUAGGACGUGUGUGCCCUCGACGAAAAACGAAUGGGACUUGAAAAUUUACAGUCCGGCGAAGAAAAAUUUUCUACCUAAACAUACGAUACCGACAAAUUGGCAUUUCAAGUACAGUUCGAUGCCCGACUGUCCGGAACCCUUUGUAACCGGUGAAGAUUUCGGUUAUUACGUGGGUUUUUUAAACGGUUCCCUUCUCGCUGUACGUUACGGCACCCUCUUGCACCCCAACGAUUACUGCAUCGAUUACAAUUCCGCCAAAUUAUGCUUGGCGGAAAAACGAUCGGAAAUCAAGAAAUGCUGCGGGCACAACUCGACGUUCUCGACUGAACGACAGGGCUGUGUGCUAGGGGCGCAUCCAUCCCUCAAACUCGACGAUGUGAAGGGUGAAAAACUCAGUGCGGGAUACCCCACUUGCAACUCUUCCAAUGAAAUUGCAAUUGUACGUACGUUCUUCAACGAAAGCAAUUUCCACACUAACGGUAGUUUAUGGCUUCCCGAACAUCGAAUUCUUCUACCUCCUUCACGGUAUUGCCUGGAGCACGUACUGGAACAUACAGAUGAAACUCCAGCGAUCAUAGGUUGCAGAGAGGAUUUCUUCCACGAAAAACCCGAUGACGUUAGAUUCGUCUUUUACCCUAUAGGCUUGGCAUUGAGUACAGUAUUUUUGGCUGCUACCCUAGCCUGUGGCUUCCUUUUACCUGCCUCCCAUCAUGUUCUCCAUUGGAGAUGCCAAACUAAUUAUGUUUUCUGCCUUCUGAUCGGGUUUGCCGUACUUUGCUUGGUCCAGUUGCAAAGCACGACGCACCCAACUCUGUGCACGAUUUUUGCUGUGACAAUACAUUUCUUCAUUCUGUCGGCAUUCUUCUGGCUCAACACAAUGUGCUUCAACAUCUGGUGGACGUUCAGGGAUCUUCGACCACAAAGCAUCGAAAAAAGCCAGGAGAGAUGUAGGUUGAGACUGUACAAGCUUUAUGCUUGGGGUAUACCCUUCGUGAUAGCAGGAAUCGGUGUCAUACUAGAUUCACUCCCUGAUAACGAUCUGAUCAAACCACGCUUUGGCGAGAAUAAAUGCUGGUUCGGAAGUGAAAGAGAAAAGCUUCCUUUUUUCAACGGUCCCAUAGGCUUACUUCUAACAAUAAACCUGGUUCUGUUCAUACUCACUGCCAAGGAACUCACUUGCGGUCUGUGGAAAAGAGAAUUGGUAAAGUCAACAACUGAAAGAGCUGCUCUGGGAAGGGUCUGUAUGAAACUUGUAAUAGUUAUGGGUGUGACAUGGAUAACAGAUGUCCUCUCUGAUGCAGUAGGUGGCCCUCAAGAGAUAUGGUACCUAUUCGACGUUUUCAACAGUCUUCAGGGUGUAUUUAUUUUCAUAGUGAUCGGCUGUCAACCACAGGUGCUGAGUGCUGUGAAAAGGCUAUGGUGUUUCAGGGACCACCAUGAGAAUGGUACUGCCGGUACUUCGAAUCACCAUUCAUCCACCUUCCAAGGAAUACAAUCUACAGGAGACACGAUGACCAAUAGCAUCACGAACACAACGAAAUCUACCCCUGUGGAAACCAUUUGUUGAGUCUGAAUAUGUUGAAAAGCAUUUAUUUAUUUAUUUAUUGUCAUUAGUAUUUUUGUACCAUAAAUUUGCUUCAUCAACGUAAGGUUAUUUAUGUUCCUGAUGGAACGUUAUCGAAAAAAUUGUGAAAAGAACAUAUAUGUACGAUGUUCGUAACUGAAUUUAGUGAUACCCGCUCUGUGAAUGUAUUAUUAGUGCUAUGUUUAGGAUUAUGACGUUUUUAUUUUAUUUAUUUGUACAAAUAAUCGGAAACCAUGAAAUAAAGAUGUUACCAAUUA